AUGGAAGCUACACCAUCGAAGAUGAUUACUCUGAAGAGCUCUGACGAACAGAUCUUCCUUGUGGAGGAGUCGACUAUCACAAGCAAUAUCUUGGCAGAGGUAAUCGAAUACUACAACAAACACCCUGAGGUUGCGACUGGUGAAGCGAAGAUGACUACUCUGGAGAGCUUUGACGAACAGAACCUCCUUACCGAGGAGACUACCAUCACAGGAAAUAUCUUGGCGAAGGUAAUGGACUACUGCAACAAACACGCUGAGGUUGCGACUAGUGAUGAGGAUAAAAAGAUUUGGGAUGAAGAGUUUGUGAAUUUCGAUUUUGGAACAAAUACCCAGAUGUUUUUAGACAUGUACCGCGCUGCGAAGUUUCUUAACAUAAAGGGAUUGAUGGAUCUGAUAUCGAAUAUAAUGGCCAAGUGGAUGACUGGUAAACCACCAGAUGAUAUACUCCAGGCAUUCAACUUGACAGACGAAGAAUUCCAAAUGACCCCUGAAGAAGAUGAAGACAUUAAUAGGAAAUUGGAGAUUAUUAGUCGUAGGCGAAAUGUUGGGGCCUUCGAAUGA
Messenger RNA from Papaver somniferum (opium poppy), 561 nucleotides. RefSeq names its product SKP1-like protein 1A. Bases 1 to 561 code for a protein of 186 amino acids. The record is from RefSeq and is a predicted model, not a curated record. Lineage: Eukaryota; Viridiplantae; Streptophyta; Magnoliopsida; Ranunculales; Papaveraceae. The transcript has a single exon. Gene Ontology annotation, cellular component: cytoplasm; nucleus. Gene Ontology annotation, biological process: SCF-dependent proteasomal ubiquitin-dependent protein catabolic process. Gene Ontology annotation, molecular function: cullin family protein binding.